AUGGAUUCAAAGAAUUAAUGGAAUUAAAAAUCAUCAGUACAAGAGUUUGGGAUUCAGAAAUCAACUUUGGCUAAACCAGUGCACCAGCAAGUAAAACCAACCUAGUAGGUGCCUCCUAAGAAUGAACUAGAGCAGAAUCAGCUCGUACGUCGUGUGACGAAACGAAACAUUGCUAUAAAAAAGUCAAUGGCUACAGAUGAAGGAACAAUCUAUGAGACAUUUGAGCCAUUAAUGAAGCCACAGACUCCUUAAGAUAUAGCAUUUAUAGUAAAAUGCUUUUAAUCGCAUUUUGUAUUUUCUUCCAUGAAUGAAACUUAAUUGUAAGAUUGAUAAUUAAUAGAAGAAUACAAUUAGCAAAGAGCAUGUUCUAUUGUAGACUGGUGAUUGGUUAAACUAUCAUAAAGUAAAGGGACGGGGCUAGUUCUUUUUUUGUGUUGGAAAAGGGAAAGAUAAAUGUGUUGGUGGAUGGAAUCUCUAGGAAAUAACUCACUCAAGGCAAUGGAUUUGGUGAAUUGGCACUAUUGUACAAUGCUCCAAGAUCAGCAACAUGUGUGGCUAUGGAAGAGUGUUUUUUGUGGGGAAUAGACAGACACACUUUCAGAAAAAGUGUUGAAAACGUCAUGAGGAGUGAACAGGAGAAGAAUAGGUAGCUCUUAGAAUAAGUUAAAUUUUUCAGUAAUCUAUUAUAUUGAAUCAUUAGAUCAAUUGACUAAGGAUUAAAAGGAUGCAAUAUCAGGAGUGUUGAUAUUGUAAAAGUUUAAUCAAAACGAAGUUAUUGUGAAUGAGGGGGACCAAGCUAGUUCAUUCUAUAUAAUUGUUGAAGGCAAAUGUGGAGUUUUUAACAAGGAAGACGUUUAGAUUGCAACUCUGAAUCCUAAGGAUUCAUUUGGUGAAUCUGCAUUGAAACACGACAAUCAAAUUAGAAUGAUGACUAUCAAAGCCAUUGAAAAAGAUACAAAAGUGGUGGCUUUGGGAAAAGACAUGAUCACCUAGAUUCUAGGUGAUAAAGUGCAAUAUAUCAUCUAUAAGAAUAUUUGUAAAUGGGCAUUGAAUAGAUCAAAAUUAUUUGGAAAAGUUCCUGGAAGCAUUCAAGAUAAACUACUAGAAGGGGUUAUUUAUAGAAAGUAUAUUCCAGGCUAAAAAAUAAUAAAUAAAGGGGAUAAAGUUGGAUUCUUGUAUAUAGCUUUAGAAGGCAAUGUACUGGAUGAACAGAAAAAGGCUAUCACUAAUAAUAUUGUAAAUGAAGAUUCUUUAUAUGAUGAAGUUGCUAACACCAAACAUUUGUAAUCCUUUACUAUGGAAACAGAAGGACAUGUGGCUGUGAUUGAUUAUGACAAAUAUCGUAAUGCACAUGGAAGUGUUGAAAAACUAUCAGAAAAUGAUUAAAGUAAUGCUUAAUCAAAAGAAUUCUAACAAUCCAAUGAUUUAGUCAAAUAAUUUUAACUAAAGGAGCUGAUUUUCCUUAACAAGCUCGGAUCUGGAUAGUUUGGAUCGGUGUAUCUUUGCAAGAACAAAAACUUGGAUACACUAUUUGCACUCAAAUAUGUGACAAGAGCUCAUAUCCAAUAAUAUGGGAUACAAAAACAUGUCCAAUAGGAAAAAGCAGUAUUGGAAAUAAUGAAUCAUCAAUUCAUACUUAAGUUUUAUCGUUCAUUUAAGGAUGGAGAAAACAUCUACUUUCUUACAGAGUAUAUUCCAGGUGAAGAGUUAUUUGAUGCAAUCAGAGAAAUAGGGUUGUUAGGUAAAUAUGAUUCUCAAUUUUACGCUGCGCAAAUGAUUCUUCAGAUGGAAUAUUUACAUACUGUCCAUCAAAUUGUAUAUAGAGAUAUUAAACCUGAAAAUAUUAUGGUUGAUCAACAUGGUUAUCUAAAAUUAAUUGAUAUGGGUACUGCUAAAUGUCUUAAAAAUGUUUGUAAUUAUUAUUCAUCUAUUUCUUAGCUCCUCCCAAAACAUUCACUAUUAUAGGAACUCCUCAUUAUAUGGCUCCAGAAGUUAUUUCUGGUAAGGGUUAUGGAUACUUUGCUGAUUUGUGGAGUGUAGGAUGCUGUCUCUAUGAAUUUAUAUGCGGGGGCUUACCUUUUGGAGAAGAUCAAGAUGAUCCUUUUGAGAUCUACAAAGAAAUUGUUAAGAAUCCCAUUCAUUAUCCACAAUAUAUGACUGAUAAGACAGCCACGACAAUCAUUGAAUAAUUGAUGAAUAAGAUUCCUGAAUGUAGAUUGGGAGGAUCUUAUUCCUCUCUCAAAAACAAUUAAUGGUUCUCAGACUUUGAUUGGGUAUUUAUUAAUCAAUUAUAAUUGUUUAGAAUAAGUUGAUUUCAUAUCAACUCUAGCCUCCAUUGAUUCCAAAAAAAGAAAAAUUAAUGAAUGAAACAUAAAUUUAGGAAUAAAUAAAAAAGAAUAUUUUGGUUAUAGAUUAGAUCUAAAAAGAUACUAUGGGAUCCAAAAAGGUCUUUGCAUAACCAAAAGAUACAGAAUGGGAUUCAGUAUUUUGAUUAUAAAUUCUAUAUAGAAAACAUAUUAUGAUCGUUAUUCUUAUUCCAUGUUUAUUAUAAUAUAGCCAAAUUAUUUAAUUAAGUAAGUUAAGCUUAUAUUAUAAAAAGGUGAUUAUUUACUUCAAUAAGAUUGUGAUACAUUUAAUCAAUCUCGUAGAAGUAAUGAGAGUCUAAUCAUUAAAUAACAUAAAAUGGAUUUGACAUAUAGAUGA
This is a messenger RNA of Paramecium octaurelia, 2703 nucleotides long. The record is from the annotation of a GenBank genome assembly. Lineage: Eukaryota; Ciliophora; Oligohymenophorea; Peniculida; Parameciidae.